AUGGUUCGCUCCUGUAAAAAUGAUCUCCGUUCGAGUUCUCAUGGUCAGCUGGCCAAGCAGGAUAAACUCCCCCUGCCUCUUACUCUGGGCGAGGGAGGCAGUCAGCUACCGGCUUCAGCAACCUCUCCAAACUUGGCCUCGGAGUCUUCAAAGAGCACUGAGACGGCAACAGCAGGAGCCACAAACCUAGUCGAAACGGAGUCCUUGUCCAACAACAUAACUGAUGCAGAGGCCCUUUCCAUGGGACUGUCAGCGCAGACACUAAAUCUUCUGCGGAAGCAAAUUGAGCAGCUGCUUUAUCAAAAUCGCAAUCUGUCGGAGGGCUUCCAUGAGAUGUCGCAACGUCUGCGACGACUGGAACGCAUGAACUCUCGCUCAGGUUCCACCUCUGGACGUCUUGCUGAUUUCACCGAGCGUAUGGACCUUCCGGAGGUGCCACGUGAAACAAACGGCCAUGCAGUAAGUCUAGUGAGGACUGUUUCCUUUUGA
Dibothriocephalus latus is the source of this 489-nucleotide messenger RNA. NCBI's taxonomy places the organism in Eukaryota, Metazoa, Platyhelminthes, Cestoda, Diphyllobothriidea, Diphyllobothriidae. The record is from the annotation of a GenBank genome assembly.